Messenger RNA from Clunio marinus, 240 nucleotides. NCBI's taxonomy places the organism in Eukaryota, Metazoa, Arthropoda, Insecta, Diptera, Chironomidae. The record is from the annotation of a GenBank genome assembly.
AUGAAUAUAAAAGAGUUAGAUAUGUGGAAAGUGACAACACCUGAAGUUGUCAGUAGACUUCAUGAUUAUAGAAAAACUCAUUUAAGAACAAUAAUUGUUGGAAAUAGUUGUAAUGAAAAAAUGGACAGAGUUGAGCUUCUUCUGGUUUUAAUUCGUGGCUUGCAUAAUAAAAGUUUUGCUUUGUUGAAAUUAAACAAUUUUGUGGAGAAGUUAAAGAAGUUUUUCUCUGUAAAUAUGUAA